UUUUUUUUUCGAAUAUUUGGAGUACGUCCUUUCAAAGCGAAGGUAUUUUUUGCACUGGCACGAAAUUUAAGUAAGUUCAGAGCUUUUCAAAGGCGGAGUUGAGCUCCGAAAGCCCCACAAUAGUUUGUCUGCACUGAAGUGCCACUAAUUACGGGUUUUGGGCUAAGCUGGCCAGGUAAACAACAAUUAUGAGACAUGCCCGUGUAAAACGGGGAUUACUGGAGGUCAGACUUGACCAGCAUGUCGAAGACGUCGGAUAACAUCCUGAAGCACCUGAAGGUGCGUCGCCAAAAACAAAAGGCUAUUUUGGCCAUGCGAUGGCGAUGUGCCCAGGGAGGAUUGGAGUUCGAGCAACUGGACACCUUUUAUAGAGCCAUCAGGCCAUAUCUUUGUGUGGCCCAGUUUUUCGGCAUUAUGCCUUUGUCCAAUAUCCUGAGUCGCGAUCCCCAGGACGUAAAGUUCAAAGUGAGGAGUUUUGGCCUGGGAGUCACUGGUCUCUUCCUCUUACUCGGUGGAAUAAAGACCUUAAUCGGUGCAAAUGUUCUCUUCAAGGCUGGACUAAAUGCCAAAAAUAUGGUUGGCUUGGUUUUCCUUAUCGUGGGCAUGGUCAACUGGCUGAACUUCGUGGGAUUCGCUCGGUCCUGGUCGCAUAUAAUGUUACCCUGGAGCUCCUUGGAUAUACUGAUGCUAUUCCCUCCCUAUAAACGUUGCAAGCGGAGCCUUCGGUCAAAGGUCAACGUGAUUAUACUAAGCGUGGGAGUUUUGGCAGUGGGGGAUCAUAUGCUGUACUAUGCCUCUGGAUAUUGCAGUUACAGCAUGCACGUUUGGCAGUGCUAUUCGAACCAGUCACAGAUUACCUUCGACAUUUAUUUGGAGAAGGAGUUUUCGGACAUAAUGUUUCUCCUGCCUCUUAACGUUUUCUCUAUGUGCUAUGGAUUUUGGUUAAACGGAUCAUUUACCUUUUUAUGGAACUUUAUGGACAUCUUCAUAAUGAUUACUAGUAUAGGAUUGGCACAAAGAUUUCAGCAAUUUGCUGAGAGAGUGGGCGCUUUGGAGGGACGUCAUGUUCCGGAUGCCCUGUGGUACGAUAUCCGACGGGAUCACAUACGGCUGUGUGAGCUGACCAGUUUGGUGGAUGCCAGCAUGUCGAAUAUAGUCUUCGUAUCCUGUGCGAAUAAUGUAUAUGUGAUCUGUAACCAGGCACUAGCUAUUUUCACCAAACUACGACAUCCCAUUAACUAUGUGUACUUCUGGUACUCGCUGAUCUUCCUGCUGGCCAGGACAAGUCUUGUUUUCAUGACCGCCUCUAAAAUACACGAUGCCUCGCUUUUGCCCCUAAAAUCCUUGUACCUGGUGCCCAGUGGUGACUGGACCCAGGAAGUCCAGAGAUUCGCUGAUCAGCUGACCAGCGAAUUUGUUGGACUGUCGGGCUAUCGUCUGUACUAUUUGACAAGAAAGAGUCUCUUUGGGAUGCUGGCCACCCUGGUCACAUAUGAGCUUAUGCUGCUCCAAAUGGAUGCAAAGAGCCACAAGGGUCUACGCUGCGGUUAA
Drosophila subpulchrella is the source of this 1551-nucleotide messenger RNA. It is a transcript of the gene Gr61a, whose product is annotated as gustatory receptor for sugar taste 61a. The coding region runs from base 241 to 1551 and encodes 436 amino acids. The record is from RefSeq and is a predicted model, not a curated record. Gene Ontology annotation, biological process: detection of chemical stimulus involved in sensory perception of taste; sensory perception of sweet taste. Gene Ontology annotation, cellular component: membrane. The transcript is spliced from 8 exons. Gene Ontology annotation, molecular function: sweet taste receptor activity. Lineage: Eukaryota; Metazoa; Arthropoda; Insecta; Diptera; Drosophilidae.